Molecule: messenger RNA, 933 nt
Organism: Cylindrotheca closterium
Lineage: Eukaryota; Bacillariophyta; Bacillariophyceae; Bacillariales; Bacillariaceae
Source: the annotation of a GenBank genome assembly
AUGUCGCAUUUGCCUUCUGCCUUUCAAAUUGCUGUCCAAGAUUGCAUCGACGCUGAAAGAAACGCCGACAGGGGAUCAGUACGGGCGCGUAACGACAGAUCUUUUGACUCUCGAGCCCACUUUUUUGCCGGUUGGUGCAUCAGAAAUGAACUUUCCGAGCACGAUUUACAGAAGUUAGAUGAUGCUGGUUGCAUUUUUGUUCUUGGCACUUAUCUUCGUGACGUAAAACAGGGUGACAACAAACAAAAGAAAGCAGACUUGAUGGCAGAUACACUUUGUGCAUAUUUGUCUACAGCUCACAAAUACUUGCAACAUCGCCUUGGCCAAUCUAUCAAUGUUAUGGAUCCAACAUAUGGUGGUAAGCAGAAUCGAUAUCAUCCAUUUCUCUACCAACAGAUCCAUGAUUGUGGUUGUUGGCAACAAAAGCAUGAACGAUAUGCACCAUUUACAAUGGAAAUUUUUCUUGCAUUGCAACGAUGGCUUGCUGGUGAACCAGAUCCAACUGCAACCUUCCUUGGUAAGACACAUUCUGUCUAUGAUUGGACCCGUCUCGGUAACUUCAUUGGCUUUCGGGCUAGCGAAUAUUCUCAAGGCGACUUAGGUCGUGGAGAAUUAUUCAACAAGAUUCCAAACAAACAUUUCUUUGACAAGAACUAUGUGUUAAUCCCAUACAAACAUUUGAUCACACGGUAUAAACGUGGUGAUGUUGUGUGGCUUGAACUUCGAUGGAAACAUGAUAAGAGCUCAUUCAACUUUGUGAAGAAACGCUUCAAAAUCACAGGCCAUCCUAUCUACUGUCCCUGGUCUUUUGGAACCGCACGCUUCGCGCGCAAUCCAAAAGACCAGCUUCACACCACAACCCACCAGAGUCACACCAAGAAAGAAUCCCUCACAGAAGAAACCAGACGGCAGGCGCCAGUUGGCUAUCGAUAG